Messenger RNA from Nothoprocta perdicaria, 1266 nucleotides. RefSeq names its product chromosome unknown C8orf76 homolog (gene CUNH8orf76). The transcript has 6 exons. Gene Ontology annotation, molecular function: protein binding. Lineage: Eukaryota; Metazoa; Chordata; Aves; Tinamiformes; Tinamidae. The coding region runs from base 1 to 1200 and encodes 399 amino acids. The record is from RefSeq and is a predicted model, not a curated record.
AUGGAGCUGCCGCUCGGCUGCGAGUUCGAGGACUCGGUGUUCGCGCCGAGCAGGGCGAGGGGCGCGGGCGGCGGCGCCGGGGAGCCGCCGUACAGCGCCAAGCGCUGCGAGCCGCGGUGGUUUUGCGCGGCGGAGGACGCCGCGGGGCUCACGGCGCACAAGUUCCUGGGCGACCUGGCGUUCCGCGAGCGCCGCUUCGAGAAAGCCCUGUGCGAAUACUCGAGCUGCCUGCGGCUCCUGCCGCCCGGUAACGUCGCCAUGAGGAGGGACGUCCAAGAGGGCCAGGCUCGGUGCCUCUCUCGCCUAGGAAGGCACGAGGAGGCGCUGGAUAUUGCGGAAAAACUGAGAACUGGUGCCACGAAUACAGAUCACUUAACRACUGUUCUCAACCUGCAGUUUGCCCUUUAUCAGGGUGUGGGCAACGCGSAGAAAACGAUUCUGUGUCUGCAGCAGCUGCUCUGCCUGCAUCCCUUCAACCCCUGGUACUGGAAGCUGCUCGCCGAAGCCUAUUGGGGCCUUUUGCAGAGCCUGGCUCCGUUAUUCAGUCCGGAAAGGAAACUAAAUCCCUCUGAAGAGGCUGGAAUAAGGGACAGCAAAUUCAAAGCAGCGCCUGGAAGGGAGAUCAGUUUGCAGCCUCUCACAUCUGAGAGCUGGGGAGAGUGGUUUUGGUCCAGCCUCGCUGCAGAAGCGGAGAAGCAAAAUCCAGGAACUUGCAGCAACAGGCCAGUAAUGAGAGAUCCCUGCACUUCAGGAGAUGCUGGAAGAGAGGAUGAAGGGAAACAAAAAGCCUCUGAGCCCCGGGAGCAGGACACGCUGAAGAAGCUUGGCAUAAAGGCAUGUGCCUCGUUUAUUAGAGCAAGGCUCUUACUGCAGCUCACGCAGCUGCAACAGGCUUCCUUCGUGCUGGAGAGGAACACCCGGAGUCAGAAGGAAAUUGAGGACCAAGUGGAGCAGUUUGGCUUGGGCGCGAGCUGCCUGCAGCUCAUGGCCCAGGUUAUGGGUGCRGAUCUUCUCCCAGAAAACCUGAGGGAGGAGUCUCAGGGAGAGGUGAGGUGCCUGGGCCCCGCGGCGCUCUCCGCGCUGCUCCCCGCCUCCGCCACCGAGUUCGAAGCAAAAUGGUUUGGAAAUCUGCCAGAAGCUUUAUGUCACUUGGACACACAGUUUUCUUCAGAUAUAUGUAGCCCGCCUUCAGGAAUUUAGAGGUUUUUAUUUAUUCUCUUGGCUCCAUCUUGGUGAUGAUGGAAUGAUAUAUGCAAUAAAGUUCAU